GGGGAUUGGCUAAGAUUCAGAACUGGGCGAAGGCUGCAUUCCCCGCAUAUGGCGGUCUUGUUCUCAAAUCCGGCGCAGUACCAAACUUUACAGUCCACAUACGCACACUCUGCUUUUGACACCACCCCCCAGACAAAAAGACGAAAGGAAUCGAGAGAAUAAAAAAAUGACCAAGUCGGGAAAGGCCACGGCCGUCGCGAACGGAACCACGAUCGCCGAGGCGACGGAGUGGGAGGAGGUUGAGGGCAACGUCUACUUCCCACCCUCGGCGGUGCGGGCGGACGCGUUGGAGAAGACUGACACGACGACGUUCUGCCCGUGGAAGGGGACCGCGAGCUAUUACUCGGUCAAGGCCGGCGACACCAAGCUGAAGGACGCGGCUUGGUUUUACCCUGCGCCCAAGGACGCUGCCAAAGAGAUCAAGGACCACGUCGCCUUCUACAAGAGCAAGGUCACUGUUACUGUUGAGUGAAAAGGGGCUCUGAACUAGCUGCCGGGUCAGGCUGCGGGCAUCGGGCUUGGUCCCAGACGUUCCUUGGAAGGUACUAGCUUCGCCGGUAGGAGAAUGGCGAGAACAAGUCCGGUUCUGAAAGUUGACGCACCUGUCGUCCCUGGUUCAGAUAUUCAGAGCCAUUCUUUGGGUGUCCUUAUGUGAAGAAUUCGCCAGUGAAGGGUAAGACGUGCGCGUACCUGACGGCUCCGACCGUGGGGCAUGAGUUUGUGAGCGCUUCAAUAUCGGGGGUGUGAGUUCAUUAUGGAUGAAUGGGAAACGUACCAGGGGUCUGCCCAAAAGUGAUUCCCGUCUGGUAUCAACUACUCAGCCACGAAAAACCGCGCCGGGCCCUGUGUAUAUAACGAGUACUGCAGGGCUCCGGUCUACACAAACGCAUGGGGUCUGGUGGGUAGUGUAUGGCACAAAUGCCAU
Molecule: messenger RNA, 925 nt
Organism: Colletotrichum navitas
Lineage: Eukaryota; Fungi; Ascomycota; Sordariomycetes; Glomerellales; Glomerellaceae
Exons: 3
Coding region: 167-472 (101 amino acids)
Source: RefSeq, a predicted model, not a curated record